Molecule: messenger RNA, 465 nt
Organism: Dibothriocephalus latus
Lineage: Eukaryota; Metazoa; Platyhelminthes; Cestoda; Diphyllobothriidea; Diphyllobothriidae
Source: the annotation of a GenBank genome assembly
AUGUGCUUGAAGCCCUGCGCCGAGAACAUCCUCAAGACUCGGCGACCUAUCUGUCCCGUCUGUCGAAUACCCUUCACUAGAGUCGAUCUCAAGCCGUUUCUCUUCUACAAUCAGUUACAGAAUAUCCUACCAAAUGUAAAGAAACCGGAGGGGAAGGGUGAAAAGAAGGUGGAAGUGAAAUUAACUUGCGGUAACUGCGCAGAAUGUGGAAGGCCAGUUGGAGAUAGGGAAAAGGAUCUACGAGCCGGAACUCUUUUUAGCGGACUGAUCUGUGCCGACUGUCAGGCCACUGAGCGCCUGAUUAACUCGGCGGAAAGUUGCUGCUUAGCCUCUGCCAGCCCUAAUGAGGACUCCAUCAUAUCCACGCAAAGUAGCGUAGAGAACGACGCCGAAUUCUGCCUCGACGUGACCUGUUCCGGCCAACCGAAGUGUAAAAAAACGCACAUAUGUGUGAUGGCAACCUAG